GUCGGCUUCAUAUCUGAUAUCCUAUCCUUCUUUUGAUUCACUUUACUUCUUCUUCUUCUAUCAAUCAAUCUCCACUCCUCCAUUUUUAUUCCCCCCAGAGUUGAAAUUUGAUCCUCUGGUGCGACCUUACAUUGCUAAUCUAAACUCCGGUUGAGAGCCCAUCUCCACUUCUCCGCCUUCCGGCAUUUGCCUCUCCCUUCCCCAUCUUCUUCUCUCCUCACACUCAAGAUGUCCUCCCGUGUCGGUCUUCGUUUCUUCGAGAACACUCGCGCUGCGUUCCGCAAUGCGCAACGUCGCUUUGGCGCCGGACGCCGCUUCCAGAGCUCUGAUGCCGCCGCCGCCGAGCAACAGAGCACUUUCCAGCGUUUGUGGAACAGCCCCGUUGGCGUUAAGACGGUGCAUUUCUGGGCCCCUGUCAUGAAGUGGUCUCUGGUCAUCGCCGGUAUCUCCGAUCUUGGCCGCCCCGCCGAGAAGCUGUCCUUGACUCAGAACGGUGCCCUGACGGCUACCGGUGCCAUCUGGACCCGCUGGUGUAUGAUCAUCACCCCGAAAAACUACCUGCUUGCCGCUGUCAAUUUUUUCCUCGGAUGUGUUGGUGUCGUUCAGGUCGGUCGUAUCUACAACUACCGCCGUAGCCUGGAAGGGUCUCCCGUCGAAGCCGUCAAGUCGAUGGAACACGAAGUGGUUGACUCGGCGAAGGAGGUUGUCGCUAAGACCGAGGCUGCUGUUGAGAAGUCCGCAUAAAUCGGUUCAAUUGGUUCCGCUAGAUGGGACUCUACCACGCAAGGGGGCCCGACGAGGGUCUAGGAAGGAAAUCGCUCAUCGGGAAUAUAGACCGUCGAUUGAUAAGCUUCUGGGUGAAUUUGGGCAUCUGGCACUCGAUAGACAAUAUCUCGGGGGUUCUACUGGUUCAACGCAACAUGACUGGCGUUCUCGUUUGUAUAUAUUAAAUCAGGACUGCACUGGCUUCCCACCGAAGACGUUAGAUAAACCGAAUUUAUCUAAAAA
Messenger RNA from Aspergillus pseudotamarii, 1008 nucleotides. RefSeq names its product mitochondrial pyruvate carrier family protein. The record is from RefSeq and is a predicted model, not a curated record. NCBI's taxonomy places the organism in Eukaryota, Fungi, Ascomycota, Eurotiomycetes, Eurotiales, Aspergillaceae. Gene Ontology annotation, biological process: pyruvate import into mitochondria. The transcript has 4 exons. Gene Ontology annotation, molecular function: pyruvate transmembrane transporter activity. Gene Ontology annotation, cellular component: mitochondrial inner membrane. The coding region runs from base 229 to 744 and encodes 171 amino acids.